This is a messenger RNA of Pteronotus mesoamericanus, 480 nucleotides long. Its product is annotated as 60S ribosomal protein L23a-like. The record is from RefSeq and is a predicted model, not a curated record. The transcript has a single exon. NCBI's taxonomy places the organism in Eukaryota, Metazoa, Chordata, Mammalia, Chiroptera, Mormoopidae. The coding region runs from base 1 to 480 and encodes 159 amino acids.
AUGGCGCCCAAAGUGAAAAUGGAGGCCCCUUCCCCUCCCAGAGCUGAAGCCGAGGCAAAGGCUCUGAAGGCAAAGAAAGUGGCACUGAAAGGCGCCCCCGGCCACAAGAGAAAGGAGAUGCGCACAUUGCGCACUUCCGGAGGCCUGAGACGCUGCGGCGCAGGGGCAGCCGACAUGUCCUUGGAAGAGCGCCCCCUGGGGGAUGAGCCUGACCACUCAGCCAUCAUCAGGUUCCCCAGGCCCCGAGUCAGCCGCGGAGGAGACAGAAGACAGCAACACGCUGUGUUCAUCGGGGAGGCCGAGGCCAAGGAGCAGCAGACCCGAGGGGCCGGGGGAAGCUCUGAGACCUGCCGUGGCCACGCCCGCAGCCCGAUGGGGCCCAAGGGAGGGGAGAAGGCCUGUGCUGGACGGGCUCCGGACGAGGACGCUUCGGACGCUGCCAGCCGACUUGGGAUCGUCCACACCGAGUCCAGCGGCUAA